UAAGUCGUUAUUAAUUAAUAAGUUUUAACAGUCAUUUUCAAUAUCAAGUUUUGAUCGACAAUUUUAUAAUAUAAUUUUGUCGGGCGCCAUAUUGGAUUCGCCAUUUUGUAUUUAUAAUUUUUAAGUCAUAUUCAAAAUCAACGACCUCGAAAACCCCUUAGAAACCCCCCAGGUUUCAUCUUUAUGCAAAACAAGCAAUUUUUAAUAUUUUCGGGUGCCAUAUUGGAUCCGCCAUUUUGUAUUUCUAAUUUUUAAUGUCAUAUUCGAAAUCAGCGACCCCAAAAACCCCAAUAUACGGACGUUCAACUCAUGAAAACAAAUCUUUGAUAUUUUGGCCACAAAAUAGGCGAAACGUCCCAUAGUGCGCUGCUCAUUGCAUAAGCAGUCGGAUUUACACGGACAUGGUUGUCGUAAGCGGAACCAUCAACCUGGCAGCGGAAGGCGACAGGCACGACAUCAAAUCCAUUCGAAUACACCCGAACUACAGUGAUGAAAGGGACGGUGGCUGGAAGGAUGAUAUCGCCGUGAUCACUCUGAAGAAACCGAUCAAGAUAAACAGCGUGCAAGGUCCGAUUCCCUUAACAAGUAAGAACCAUGUUAACGGCGAUGAGCGGGGUAUUGUGAGCGGAUGGGGAAAAUCGAAAAUAAGUGGAUCUAUCUCGCCAAUACUUAAAUGGCUUAGCGUGAACAUUUUGAGCCAAGAACGCUGCCUGAGUGAUCACAAAAAUCCACGCACCAACGAGAAUCAGAUAUGCACGGAAAGAGGGAAGGGCGCUUGUCUAGGUGACAGCGGUGGGCCGCUCGUAGUCGACGGCGAGCUCGUCGGUGUCGCUUCUAGGAUCUCGCCCUGCGCUUUGGGAAUAUCUGAUGUUUACACUAAUGUUUACAAGUAUCUCGAUUUUAUCAAAGAAUCGCAAUUAUUGUGCUGAUAAUCUGCGUUUAAAACAUUGCCUAUUUCUACAUAUUAACGUUCUCCACUCUUUUAAGUAAGCCGACAUUCCGUAGCAACAGUAAAUAAACUAUGUUACAGUCCAAUGGAAUUCUAAAAGCUUCCACGUUUAAUGAGUAGUGAAAUAAUGAAAGUUUAAUGCUGAAACAGUUUCUAUGUAAAACAUAAAAAAAUAUAAUUAUACUUUAAAAUGUA
This is a messenger RNA of Vollenhovia emeryi, 1144 nucleotides long. RefSeq names its product chymotrypsin-2-like. The transcript is spliced from 4 exons. Gene Ontology annotation, molecular function: serine-type endopeptidase activity. NCBI's taxonomy places the organism in Eukaryota, Metazoa, Arthropoda, Insecta, Hymenoptera, Formicidae. The record is from RefSeq and is a predicted model, not a curated record. Gene Ontology annotation, biological process: proteolysis. The coding region runs from base 402 to 929 and encodes 175 amino acids.